Messenger RNA from Teleopsis dalmanni, 2657 nucleotides. RefSeq lists its product as uncharacterized. The coding region runs from base 186 to 2528 and encodes 780 amino acids. The record is from RefSeq and is a predicted model, not a curated record. The transcript is spliced from 10 exons. Lineage: Eukaryota; Metazoa; Arthropoda; Insecta; Diptera; Diopsidae.
AGGAAUAUGUGUUAAUGCAUUUUCAAUGUGCAACUAACUUAAGAAGUAAAAAGUAAGCGUCAUUUAAGUUUCUAGACUUCGAGUGUGAAGACGUAUUUUUUAUACGGACUAUAAGUUCUAACUAUAAUUUUUGUAAAAAAAGUUUUUUCUAAAAAGUGUUAAAUUUUUAUAAAACUUUCAUAAAAAUGGGCAACCGAUUCGCUAGAGUUUUCAAGGAGUAUAACACCAAUGCUACUCAGACAGAUCUGGCUGGCGAUGGUUGGCUCGCCGAUGAUAGAAAUGCAGCUCAGCAGCCGGCUGACCGAAAUUUUUCCGUUGUUGACAAUCAUGCAAUAGUUUCUCAUGUUAGCUCGAUUGCUGAUCAUGAAGCUAUAGUUACUAGUGUUAUGCCAAAUAUCGACCAUGAUACAAUGGAUACUAGCUCCGACCAACACAAUUGCGAGACAAUUGGGCUCCGUCGACCAGAUGUCGAGAAUAGAAAUGCAGCGGAGCUGCCGGUUAAUCAAAAUUUAACCGUUGUUGAUCGUAAAUUAGGAGUUACUGACGUUAGGUCAAUUGCAGAAUGUAAUACUGCUGUAGCAGGUAUUAUAUCAAAUGGUGAGCAUGACAAACCAGAUGUGAAUACUUAUUCUAACCCUGCGGAAAGCAAUGCAACAGAUAAUGAUGUGGGUUCCAGUUGUUAUAUGACCAGAAGUAAAAGAAAGAUCCGUGGACCGGCGGCAAAGUUUGGGGUUACUCAUAAGUUAAAAGAAGUUCGAUUUCAACAUGAAUUUGAAAAGAUUACUAAAAAUGUAAAAAAUAAAAGAGGAGUUGAACGAUUGUUGAGGAAUUUGAAAAGUAAACAGAAGCGGAUCAAUGGGUCAAAGGUUGCAAAGGUUAUUGAGUCAACCGGGUGCGGUCAACCAGAAGUCGAGAAUAUAAAUGCAGCUGAGCUGCCGAUUAAUCAAAAUUUAUCCGUUGUUGAUCGUAAAUUAAGAGUUACUGACGUUAGGUCAAUUGCAGAAUGUAAUACUGCGGUUGCAGGUAUAUCAAUUGUUGAGCAUGACAAACCAGAUGUGAAUACUUAUUCCAACCCUGCGGAAAGCAAUGCAACAGAUAAUGAUGUGGGUUCCAGUUGUUAUAUGACCAGAAGUAAAAGAAAGAUCCGUGGACCGGCAGCAAAGUUUGGGAUUACUCAUAAGUUAAAAAAAGUUCGACUUCAACAUAAAUUUAAAAAGAUUAAUAAAAAUGAAAAAGUGAGGGUCAAUGGAUCAAAGGUUGCAAAGGUUAAUGAGUCAACUGAACGCAGUCAAUCAGAAGUCGAGAAUAUAAAUGCAACUGAGCUGCCGAUUAAUCAAAAUUUAUCCGUUGUUGAUCGUAAAUUAAGAGUUACUGACGUUAGGUCAAUUGCAGAAUGUAAUACUGCGGUUGCAGGUAUAUCAAUUGUUGAGCAUGACAAACCAGAUGUGAAUACUUAUUCCAACCCUGCGGAAAGCAAUGCAACAGAUAAUGAUGUGGGUUCCAGUUGUUAUAUGACCAGAAGUAAAAGAAAGAUCCGUGGACCGGCAGCAAAGUUUGGGAUUGCUCAUAAGUUAAAAAAGGUUCGAUUUCAACAUAAAUUUAAAAAGAUUACUAAAAAUGAAAAAGUGAGGGUCAAUGGAUCAAAGGUUGCAAAGGUUAUUAAGUCAACUGAGCGUUGUCAUCCAGAAGUCAAGAAUACAAACGCAACUGAGCUGCCGUUUAAUCAAAAUUUAUCCGUUGUUGAUCUUAAAUCAAGAGUUACUGAUGUUAGGUCGGUUGAUAGCUAUGAAGCAGUUACGGGAGUUAUGGCAAAUGUUGAGUAUAAGACAAUAGAUAUGGAUACUAGCUACAACCAAUACAAUCGCGAGACAAUUGACUAUAAUACUACUGCUACUCAGACAGAUCUGGCUGGCAGUGACUGGCUCACCAAUGACAAAGAUGUAGCUGAGCAGCCGGUUAUGCGAAAUUUGUCCGUUGUUGAUCCUAUAUCAAGAGUUACUGACGUUACGAUGUUUGCUGACUAUGUAACUGUUAUUGGUGUUAUGGCAAAUGUUGAGCAUAAGGCAAUAGAUAUGGAUACUAGCUACAACCAACACAAUUGCGAGAGAACUAAACACUGUCCAUCAGAUUGCAAGAAUCGAAAUACAGCUGAGCAGCUGGUUGAGCAAAAUUUAUCCAUUGUUGACGAUAAAGAAGUAGUUGGUGAUAUUAGGUCGGUUGCUAAUUAUGAGACCAUAUACACUAAUGUUAAGCAUGACACAAUAGUUGUGAAUACUUGUGAUAAUGAUGUGGAUUCCGGAUGUUAUAUAACCGGAAGAAAAAGAAUAGCACAUGGACCAGUAGCACCUUCGGAGGUUACUGCUAAGUUAGAAAGAAUUCGAAAUAGAUGUGAAGUUAAGAAUGAUGUUAAAAAUGAAAUUAAAAAAGAGGAUCGAAUUGAACGAGUGUACAGGAAUUUUAAUACUUACCAACAGCGGUACAAGGAACCAAAGGUUGUUAGUAAGAAUUCGUUUUCGAAAAUAUAUUAACGAGUUAAGAAUUGUUCGCCUUAAUUAAAAAUAGUUUUUAACAGACUGUAUUUGAGUUGCAAUGUUGGUAACCUUUUAGCUUCAUAAUCAAUAAAUUAUUAUUAUUAUUGGCAUUACUAUUGUUGGUAU